GAAGGGGCUGGACGCCGUAAAUCCUGGGUUUGAGGAAGGAGGGGAUCGGGUGGGGGGGGGCCCGGACUCCUGGCUCUGAGGGAGGAGGGAGCCGAGGCCAAACUUCCAGGCUUCUGGCCUUCCUGGCAACGCCCCCCCCAGGGCCGGGCUUCCAGGAUCCAGCCCCUAUUUAAUGGUUCGGCUCCACGGCCUCACCCGACUUUGGGGGUGGAAGGAAGCCCAGAGCGAGUGACAGGGAGAAACAGACAGAAGCAGAAUGGCGACGGGAACGCGCUAUGCCGGGAAGGUGGUGGUUGUGACAGGGGGCGGGCGCGGCAUCGGAGCCGGGAUCGUGAGAGCCUUCGUGCAAAACGGCGCCCAAGUAGUUAUCUGUGACAAAGAUGACCCAGGGGUCCAGGCCCCCAGCCUUUCUCUCCCUGCAGAGUCUAGGGGUCGGGCCCUGGAGCAGGCACUUGCUGGAACUCUCUUUAUCCUCUGUGAUGUGACUCGGGAGGAAGAUGUGAGGACCCUCAUUUCUGAGACCGUCCGCUGUUUUGGCCGCCUGGAUUGUGUGGUCAAUAACGCUGGCUACCAUCCACCUCCGCAGUGGCCUGAGGAGACGUCUGCCCAGGGCUUCAGGCAGCUGCUGGAGCUGAACCUGCUGGGGACAUACACCGUGACCAAGCUUGCCCUCCCCCACCUGCGGAAGAGCCAGGGGAACGUUAUCAACAUCUCCAGUCUGGUGGGGGCCAUUGGCCAGGUCCAGGCAGUUCCUUAUGUGGCCACCAAGGGGGCAGUAACAGCCAUGACCAAAGCCUUGGCCCUGGAUGAGAGUCAAUAUGGUGUCCGGGUCAACUGUAUUUCCCCGGGAAACAUCUGGACCCCACUGUGGGAGGAGCUGACCACCUCAACACCUGACCCCACUGCUACAGUCCAAGAGGGCACAUUGGCCCAGCCCCUGGGCCGCAUGGGCCAGCCGGCUGACGUGGGGGCCGCUGCCGUGUUCCUGGCCUCCGAAGCUAACUUCUGCACUGGGAUCGAGCUGCUUGUGAGCGGGGGUGCAGAGCUGGGGUAUGGGCGCAAGGCCAUCCCGGACACCCCCGUGGAGCUCCCCACCAUCCCUUCCUAAUUUCCCACAUUUCCACUUGGGCCUUCCUGACUAGAACUCCCACCCCAAGCUCAGACUCCCAGAUUUCAGCGUCUACCAUCUGCCUCUUAGGUGCAGACCCCAGCUCUAGACGUUAACUCCACUUACCAAUGUGCCAAACUACCCCGCAAGUUCCCAUAAAAGGAGUUUGCAGCCAG
Messenger RNA from Mirounga angustirostris (Northern elephant seal), 1284 nucleotides. RefSeq names its product hydroxysteroid 17-beta dehydrogenase 14 (gene HSD17B14). The transcript is spliced from 9 exons. Gene Ontology annotation, molecular function: estradiol 17-beta-dehydrogenase [NAD(P)+] activity. The record is from RefSeq and is a predicted model, not a curated record. Gene Ontology annotation, biological process: steroid catabolic process. The coding region runs from base 257 to 1108 and encodes 283 amino acids. Gene Ontology annotation, cellular component: cytosol. NCBI's taxonomy places the organism in Eukaryota, Metazoa, Chordata, Mammalia, Carnivora, Phocidae.